Messenger RNA from Bursaphelenchus xylophilus (pine wood nematode), 1073 nucleotides. Lineage: Eukaryota; Metazoa; Nematoda; Chromadorea; Rhabditida; Aphelenchoididae. The record is from the annotation of a GenBank genome assembly.
AUGAUUUGGAAGGAGAUCAUCAGCAACAUCGCCUUGAGUUGCGUCAUCGGCGUGGCGUUGUUAUUGGUGAUUAUGGUCGUAUUUCUGUUCUUAUUGGUACUCUCAUUGACCUUUGAUUGUUGGUGGACUAUCGGUAAGUUGGCUAUAAAAACCCCUUUUUUUUGAUAGCAGUAGUAAUGAAGGAAGUCUUCAGACAUGGCAUUCAGAUUUUCUUACAUAUUUUGCACAUAGGUUCUGAACUAGCCACAAAUAAUUUAUAGAAAGAAGACCGUUGACAAUCUCGGUAUCCUCUGAAAAGGCUCAAACCUUCAAGGAAUAAUUUAAGACUAUUUAAGAACCCAUAUCCUUUCAAGAAAAUAUGAAUGCCCCACUUGAAAGACUUCCCUAAUAAUUUUGUCAUCUCAAACUUCGAAAGCAUGUUUCUUUUCGCCGCGAGCUCUACGCCAUUUCCCUUUUGAUCCUUGUUUUUCUCAUUAGCCUGUAAUGUUUGUCAAGACCAAUCAUCUUUUUUCGUUGGCAAUUAGAGUUCUACUAUACUUUUAGUAUUGAUAAACAAGGCUAAUGAAACCGACCCCCUACAACGAGUUUUUAGCCUUUUUGGACCUGUUAAACCAAGACAGUGAUAAACAAUUUAUCUAUUAUAACAACUUUAUCGCGUCACGACCUCGCGGAAAAUAAAGAGCCGUCGUAAAUUAAAUAACGCCCCUGCGGAAAAACAAACCAAAAUCUAAAAUGCCUAAACAGUAAUUAAAUCACCAUUCUUUAGAGUUCGUGUAAGCAAACAAUCUCAGCAGAAAAAUUUCGAAUUUUGUGAGGGGAAUUUAUAUUAUACAAGGCAGAAGUUAAUCAGAAACUACAAGGGGUUAGGGUGUUUCUGAAUUAAGAAACGCUUCAAAUUUUCUAAAACAGUAGUUUCAGGUCGAUUCUUCAAUAUCGAAGAGGAUACGCAGGGCCUUUUGGGAGUAGAGAACGAUCCCGACGCCAGGUUCCGACGCCCCUGGAUGAUUCGCCUACAGAACGGCAAGGUCCACACAGUCAAACCCACCAGCAUCUCGGACCUCGAAAUGGUCUAA